GCAAAUCUUGGCAGAAUUUAAGGUCAGAGCUCUGGAAUGUCACCCUGACAAGCAUCCUGAAAACUCCAAAGCUGUGGAGACUUUUCAGAAACUGCAGAGGGCAAAGGAGAUUCUAACCAAUGCGGAGAGUAGAGCCCGCUACGACCAUUGGCGAAGGAGCCAGAUGUCGAUGCCAUUCGAGCAGUGGGAAGCCUUGUCUGACUCAGUGAAAACUUCAAUGCACUGGGCUGUGAGAAGUAAGAAAGACUUGAUGCUGGAAGGAACUGGCCAGACUUACACCAACAUGGUUCAAAACCAGGAACCGAACGAACAAAGAGAAACAAAGAAAGGGGACCCAGAUUCAACCACCGAGAAAAUUAUGCAAAAGAAAGCUGGGUCCCCAGUGAAGGGCCUCUCCCCCGCAAACCCAGACUUUCCAGGUCUCUCCGAUUUGGACCGUGGCCACCUUCGCUCCUGCUGGUCUGGCGACGCUCCCUCGGAACUCUUGAGGAAGUUCAGAAACUAUGAAAUCUGAGGGGACUGAAUCGGGGACCUCCCGGACACUCUGUACCACUGAUGCUUACCUCUUGUCGCUCAACCAUGUUGUUUAGGUGAGAAAAGUGUUGUAAGUCUAGUUUAUUUCAACAUUUGAGUAAAUUAAAGAUCUUAGAUACAA
Molecule: messenger RNA, 655 nt
Organism: Psammomys obesus (fat sand rat)
Lineage: Eukaryota; Metazoa; Chordata; Mammalia; Rodentia; Muridae
Gene: Dnajc12
Product: DnaJ heat shock protein family (Hsp40) member C12
Exons: 5
Coding region: 164-514 (116 amino acids)
Cellular component (GO): cytoplasm
Source: RefSeq, a predicted model, not a curated record